AUGCCCGUGCCGAAAUUAAACCUAUCAAUUUUUUCAAGCUCCAGCAGCACGAGCCGCCUAUGUUCUACAAAGGAGCAGCGGGACGAAUCCGCACCGCCAUCUCCUCAAACAGCGUCUCCAGAUAGGGCGUCUGGUUCUGCACAGGAUAUACCUUCGAUCCAGCUGUCAGAAUGCGAAGACCUGCCGAUUAUGCCGACGGCGUCCUCACAGAGCGUCCAGUCAUGCAGAGGUGACGAUUCGAGGGGAACGCCUGAAUCAGUAUGUGGGAUACGCCGUUCUCAUACUAUUACAGCACUGCCGCGCCGCUAUGAGACGCCGAGCCGAUUUUCCAAACCGGGUAAUCCCAUUGACGGCACCGAGCUCUCUGACGAAAGGGACAUUUACGAGUAUUUUCAGCAGUUCAUCAAGCAGUACAAUCCAAGCGACGUACUAGUGUACGGACGUACCCGCAGAGAGGCUGUUCAGCAGUACGGCCAUCUCCGUCACUUCUGGCUCAUAGAGCUGUGGAUGAACGUUGGCUACCGCUGCUUGUUGAAGACGAACACAUACGCCAGCCCAGAGGCUCGAUCACUGGCAGAUAAGCCCGGAGCACACCUGAUGCACAUCACUGGCCUUAACUCCAAUCAGAACGCUUGGAUCAUUGCGAGCGACUAUCCCACUGCCACGGUCCAUGCCUACAGAAACAAAAAUCUAUGGCCCAGGCACGUACAACACCCGCAGCAAUUCAGCGGCCCUGAAAACUUCACUUGUAUGGAGAGGGAAUCCUACUUACCUUUCCCGCACGCGGAUAACACAUUCGAUGUCAUUAAUUCGCGCUCGUUGGGAUACCUUAUCGCUCCCGAAGAUCUCGACACUUUGUUUGCAGAGCUUUACCGGAUAACCAAGCCUGGAGGCGCUGUGGAACUAUUUUCUCGGCUGCGAGAUCUUUCCACGUUGCACUGCUUUGGGCUGUCUACGGAAGACUUUGUGGAAUACGAGGCCAAGUGGAAGGCGGCAGUUCGACGCUCGCCUUUCCAAAGUGUCAAAAGAGCCCGAAUCGCUCUUCCGCAGUGCUGGGGAAGUGACAUUUGCUAUGUUUCGGAGCUGAUCCUCCUGUAUUAUCGCAUUUUGAAUAUGCAACUUCGCCAAACCCCGCCGGGAUCUUGCCCAGACACGGUGCUGGAAGAACUCGUCAAGCUCGAGAAACCUACAGAAAACAUUACAGAGCCUGUUACGGUUGAUCUAUAUAUAUUACAGAAACUUUAG
This is a messenger RNA of Wickerhamiella sorbophila, 1245 nucleotides long. RefSeq lists its product as hypothetical. The record is from RefSeq and is a predicted model, not a curated record. Lineage: Eukaryota; Fungi; Ascomycota; Dipodascomycetes; Dipodascales; Trichomonascaceae. The coding region runs from base 1 to 1245 and encodes 414 amino acids. The transcript has a single exon. Gene Ontology annotation, molecular function: S-adenosylmethionine-dependent methyltransferase activity.